Messenger RNA from Thermochaetoides thermophila DSM 1495, 2151 nucleotides. RefSeq names its product hydrolase-like protein. Lineage: Eukaryota; Fungi; Ascomycota; Sordariomycetes; Sordariales; Chaetomiaceae. Bases 1 to 2151 code for a protein of 716 amino acids. Gene Ontology annotation, cellular component: fungal-type cell wall; extracellular region; cell surface. Gene Ontology annotation, molecular function: glucan endo-1,3-beta-D-glucosidase activity; 1,3-beta-glucanosyltransferase activity. The record is from RefSeq and is a predicted model, not a curated record. The transcript has a single exon. Gene Ontology annotation, biological process: carbohydrate metabolic process; cell wall organization.
AUGGAGCAGCACAGGUAUUAUUCAGACGACUUGGGCGAACGCCAGCCGCUCAGCUCAGGCGUCUUCUCAUCUUAUAGACCUCAGCAGCAGCAGUAUCGGCAGCCAUAUCCUCCUUACCACGACGCGUACAACUCUCAUUCCGAAACCUGGGCCCGAGCCCAUCCAGACACCGCGUUUGACGGUUUCCAAGGACAGACACACCAUAACGGCCGCGAAGCCUCGAAUCGAUUGGCCACUUCCCCAUACGCUGCAGCUGGUGGUGACCCCCCUAAACUAUCUCCACAUCGGGACCCGGAAGGUCACUACUGGGCUCACAACAGCCCAUACCCGCCCGCAACAGCACAGAGCUCUCCUUACGGAUAUCCUUCUUCUCAGCGCACAUUUGGUACCUCUCCCAGCUUCGGAAACGUUAGUAACAGUUUUGUGGCCGGAGCAAUGAGCAGCAGUGUUGCCAUGAACAGCUUCGAACACCAUCCGCGGCGCUCGGCGGAACAAGAUCAUGGCUCCGUCGACAGGGGGUUGCUGACACCAGGGGAAUAUCAUUCCGGGGAUAGAAAUUCACACGGUAGCAUGCAGGGGUUAGCUGCCACAGCCGCCCCCACAGGUCAAUCAACUCCAGGACAAAGAGCAUCCUUUUACACGGACGAUCCCUAUCAGAACCUCUCCCGACAUGUCGACUCCGACUUGGGUGUUGUGAACCCUCAAGACAUCGCAGACGACGGUGACGACGGACUCGAGUACGGCAGGAAAGGACCAAGGACGAGCAUGCUCAGCUUGGGAUCAAGCCGUGGAGCCGGCGCCAAUGCCGUUGGCGGUGCUGCGAGCAGCGGUAUGCUAAACUCCACCUCCGGCCGCAACGGGAGCGGAAGCGUUAACAACCAAUACGCGUCAAUUAACAACGCAGACGUCACAUCGGGGGGUUCUGGAAGUAUAUAUAAUGCCGGUGCUGCCAUUGGUGGUGCCGAAAAGGGCGAGUGGCAAGCUGAAGCCAUUCCUAAGAAGUCUAGGAGAUGGAGGUUGGUGGUCAUCUUCCUGUUGGGCGCCAUCGUGCUCGGUGCCAUCAUCGUCGGUAUUCUGCUCGGCGUCGUCUUCAAGAACAAGGACAAGAAUGCCAGCGCGUCAACAGAUGACAGCUCAUCUGGAAGCUCAGUGUCGACAGCAGAAGAAGACCUUGCAACCAAUGGUGAUCUGAACAAGAACUCGCCCGAGAUCAAGGCCCUUCUGAACAACCCCAACUUGCGCAAGGUGUUUCCCGGCAUCGACUAUACCCCGCUCAACACUCAAUAUCCAGAAUGCUUGACCUUCCCGCCCUCUCAGAACAAUAUCACUCGUGACAUGGCGGUCCUCUCGCAGCUUACCAAUGUCGUCCGACUUUACGGUACUGACUGCAACCAAACCGAGAUGGUUAUCCACGCUAUCGACCGGCUCGAGCUUAAGGGUACCGUCAAGAUCUGGCUCGGUGUUUGGCAGGACAACAACGCGACGACCAAUGAGCGCCAGCUGAACCAAAUGUGGAACAUCCUCGACAAGUAUGACCAUGAUUACUUCAAGGGCGUUAUUGUUGCCAACGAGAUUCUGUUUCGCGAGCAGAUGACCAUCUGGAGCUUGGGUCAGCUGCUUGAAGAGGUCCGUUUGAACAUGACUGGCAAAGGUUACUCCCUUCCGGUUGCCACUAGUGACCUCGGUGACCGUUGGGAUGCAACCCUCGCCAGCAAGAGCGAUGCUAUCAUGGCCAACAUUCACCCUUUCUUUGCUGGAGAGCCUGCGACUUCUGCGGCAAAAUGGACACGUACCUUCUGGAAGAACAAGGCUGGCGACUUCAUGAAGAAAGACAAGUCGAUGAAUAUCAUUGCCGAGACGGGGUGGCCCUCGCAAGGAGGUACUGGUUGUGGCAACGAAUUUGAGAUUUACUGCCCCCAAAAGGCAGUGGCCGGUAUAAAGGAAAUGAAUAUAUUUAUGGAGGAUUGGGUCUGUGAAGCGCUCGAGGAUGGCACAAAUUACUUCUGGUUCGAAGCUUUCGACGAGCCCUGGAAGGUCCGGUUUAAUACCGAGGGUAAAGAGUGGGAGGACCAUUGGGGUUUGUUUGAUGUCAACCGGAAUUUGAAGCCUGGUCUCAAGAUCCCAGAUUGUGGAGGGAAGCGGAUCUCAUAA